This is a messenger RNA of Cuscuta europaea, 1958 nucleotides long. The record is from the annotation of a GenBank genome assembly. NCBI's taxonomy places the organism in Eukaryota, Viridiplantae, Streptophyta, Magnoliopsida, Solanales, Convolvulaceae.
GAAAGAAGAAAAAGGCUAGACAGUGGGAGCAUCCACGUGUCAACAAGCGAAUCUCCCACAAAAGCUCAUACCGAUAAUGGCGGCUUCUUGCUCAAAGCAUGAAUCGCCACUCACCCCCCUCCCACCUCCACUCACAUUCACGCAAAACUGUCCACUCCUUCAUCUCCUUCAAAGAUUUAGCAUCGCUUUCUCACCCCGUCCAUUUUCGCUUUCUUUUUCUCUCUUUUGGUCCUUGCUUCACGCCUUCACCUUUUCUUGUACAUCCCCUGUAUUGUUUAUAAACACACACACACACACAUGUAUAUAUAAUCUAAAAUAUAAAAAGAUUGAAUCUUUGCAAAGAUUUAUUUUGAUUUCCCAAACAUAAAUUUCGGUUAUUCUAUUGUUGUUCAGUUUGAAUCAUGGAACACAUGUUUAGCCGUCCACGUGUUCGAGUAAAGGCCUCAAAGGCCAAUAAGUAUAUGUUUUAUUAACAAAAGAGAAAUUGAAGGUUGCUUGUUAAGUGAAUGUUGAUUGUUGAGAGGGCGAUUAGUAGUUGACGGAUCACAAGAGCGUUUGAAGAGAAGAAUGGCACCUGGGACCUGUGGUGGGGAAUUACAGAAUGAGGUAUGUGAUGAGGGAAUUGUUUCCGAUGUAGAUGGAAAUCAGGUACAGAUUGAUAUUUCAGGCCAUGGAAAUGCUGGGAAACCUCCCAGGAAUCUCAUGAUCCGACAUAGUAUUAGUCAAGCAACGUUGGCAGGUAUCUUUGAAUUGGAGUCAACAAAUCAAAUAACAGGUCUCAAAUCUCCCCCACUUGAGAGUGCUGGAAUUGUCCCUAUAUUCCGGUCAGGAAGCUGUGCUGAAAUGGGUCCAAAAACUUAUAUGGAAGAUAAGCAUGUCUGUGUGGAUAAUCUUCACGAACAUUUUGAUAAUGCGUUGGAGUUUCCUUCUCCAAGUGCCUUUUUUGGGGUGUUUGAUGGGCAUGGUGGUGUUGAUGCUGCAUCAUUUGCUCAAAAGAAUCUCCUUAAUUUCAUUGUUGAGGAUUCCCAUUUUCCGUCUGCAUCAAAAAGAGCAAUCAGGAGUGCUUUUGCAAAAGCUGAUCAUGCACUGGCUGAUGCUAAAUCGCUUGAUAGUUCAUCUGGGACAACUGCUCUGGCGGCACUUAUGUUAGGACGAACCACGAUAAUUGCUAAUGCCGGGGACUCUCGUGCUGUACUAGGGAAACGAGGAAGAGCAAUUGAGUUAUCAAAAGACCACAAACCAAAUUGCGCAUCUGAAAGGCUGCGAAUUGAAAAACUAGGUGGUGUGAUUUAUGAUGGUUAUCUCAAUGGGCAGCUGUCAGUUGCACGAGCUCUUGGAGACUGGCACCUGAAGGGUCCCAAAGGGUCAAAGGGUCCUUUAAGUGCGGAGCCAGAGCUAGAAGAGAUAGUGUUAACGGAAGAGGAUGAGUUCUUGAUCAUGGGGUGCGACGGUUUAUGGGACGUGAUGAGCAGUCAGUGUGCAGUGACGAUAGUGAGGAAGGAGCUAAUGGUGCACAACGAUCCGGAGAAGUGUGCGAGGGAGCUCGUAAGGGAAGCACUCAAGCGCAACACAUGUGAUAACCUGACGGUAGUAGUUGUCUGCUUCUCUCCCGACCCACCCCCUCGGAUAGAAAUCCCAAGAUUCUCGAGGAGGAGGAGCAUAUCGGCUGAAGGACUAGAUCUUUUAAAAGGAGUGUUGAGUAGCAUAUAAGAAAAGAGACUCUUUCUAUAUUUUUCUAGUUCCCCCAAGGUUCCGCUGUUCCUGGGUUAGUAUAUAUUCAUUUGGAUCCCUCGAGAGAAAUCAUUGCUUUCCUUCACUUAUUACAUGUCACAACCAGUUGUUGUAGUCAUACCAUAAAUUAUCAAUAAUAAUACAGAAGCUGCUGCUGUAUUUGCAUGCAUUAAUUUGUAUGAAGUGCAUUUGCUCACGUGACAUAUAGCCCCAUUGCAAAACAUUAA